AUCGGAGCAGAGUAUUUUUAGACUCCUGUAUUUGCUCCCGCUUCCCAGCCUUGCCAGAAGGAUCAAAAAACCCUCAGCUAGGCAACAGGCAACUACUUCGGUCUCAAAGGAACCGGGGUCCAGUUGACAUUUCCACCCGAACGGGCCUCAAGAACAAAGUACCUGAGCUUGGACCAAGGCAGAUGAGACCUUUGGACUGAGGAACGCUCGAGCAUCAUCACUUCGCCGUCAUAAAGGCAUCUUGAAUGCAUGUGGUUGUCUUCCUGAAGCCCCUUCUUGGAUGGUGGCACCUCAUGGUGAAAUUAUGAACCUCUCCGGUAUUCCUCUCUCUCCCAAUGCCACCCUGGAACCUACAAAGCCUUCGUCAGAAGGCGGCUACUCAUCAUUGGAAAUAGCGCUGAUCGUUUUAAUAACCGGGAUCCUCUCGGUGGUCACUGUGGUGGGAAACCUUCUGGUGAUGGUCUCCUUCAAGGUGAACCGGGAGCUGAAGACCGUCAACAACUACUUCUUGCUCAGCUUAGCAGCCGCCGACCUCAUCAUUGGCACCAUCUCCAUGAACUUGUACACCACCUACAUCGUCAUGGGGCAAUGGGUCAUGGGCAGCUUGGCCUGUGACUUGUGGCUGGCCCUGGAUUACGUGGCCAGCAACGCCUCCGUCAUGAGCCUCUUGCUUAUCAGCUUUGACCGCUACUUCUCCAUCACCCAUCCCCUCACUUAUAGGGCCAAGCGGACGCCGAAGAGAGCGACGGUGAUGAUCGUCAUGGCGUGGCUGAUCUCCUUCGUCCUGUGGGCACCCGCCAUCUUGUUCUGGCAGAAGUUUGUUGGGAAACGGACAGUGGCCGAACAUGAGUGCUACAUCCAGUUCUUCUCGGAGCCCAUAAUCACCUUCGGCACGGCCAUCGCUGCCUUCUACCUUCCAGUCACCAUCAUGGUGGUACUCUACUGGAGAAUCUAUCAAGAGACCCAGAAGAGGGCCAAGGAACUAUGUGGGCUGCAAGGCUCAGAAUUCAAGAAGAAUCUAGACUCAAGUGCAUCUGGAACAACCAGAGACGGAGGCAGUGGAGGUAGUAGUAGCAGCAGCUCAGAGCCAUCCCAUCCUCUGGCCUCUUCUUCAACCACGGGAGGACUUCCCCUGCAAAAGUGCUGCUUCGCCAAGCAGAGAACGGACGAUCUCUACAUAGAGCAGAGCAGCAAUGGCAGCUGGAACACCACAGAGGAGGAAGAGGCAGGAGAGGCCUCUGCCGACUCCUUGACGUCUUCUGAGGGUGAGGAGCAACCCUUUGAGGUCCACAAGGUUUGCUCAGCCGUCAUUCAUCUCCCCAUGAUCGGCACCAUCAUGCAGCCGCCACGAGAGGCACAGCGCCGAGAUCCCAAGGCAGUAGCUGGAAUGGACUGGGUGGGAGGAAAGGUCUUUGUCGCAAUCCCCAAACAACCACUGAGCAUGGACAAGAGGCUCAAGAAAGUGGCCUUAAUGGAGAAGACACCGGUGAUGGCCAAGAACCAGGUCAUGAGCGCAGGGAGAAAGAGGAGGAGGAGGAGAAGUCUCUCUAAGCGGAAAACUCUCUCCCUGAUGAAGGAGAAGAAAGCGGCCCGGACGCUUAGCGCAAUCUUGUUGGCCUUCCUCAUCACUUGGACACCCUACAACAUCAUGGUGCUGGUCUCGACUUUUUGCGAGGGAUGCAUCCCUCAAAGCCUCUGGGAACUGGGCUACUGGCUUUGCUACGUCAACAGCACCGUCAACCCCAUGUGCUAUGCACUGUGCAACAGGUCUUUCCGGACCACCUUCCGGAGGCUGCUGCAAUGCCAUGGGGCUCAGCAUCGCUGAAGGAAAGGGGCCGAGAAACAGCGGGGCUAUUUCCUGGGGAGAAGGACCAGUCUGCUGGUCAAUUCAGUUCUGAAUGCAGGGUAUGAAAGCCAUGUUGGUAAGCCUAAAGCAGGGACGGGAACCUGUGGUCCCCAGAUGGUGUUGGACCAACUCCCAUCAUCCACACCAGCCUUGCUAGUGUUUGGAACUAAGGGGGGUUUUUUGGCCUGGCAAAAGUUGGCAGGCCAUGGAUUGCCCAUCUCCAACAUGAUAUGAGCAAAGAGAACAAGACACUAGAAAAGUAAGAAAUAUAGAGGGAGAGAAAUUAGAUAGGCCUUUGGUUACCAAAAAGAAAAGAGAACAGAGCAGAUUUUAGCAUUCAAGGGCUACUGGUGCAACUCCGUCUUCCUCCAUGGUGGGCUGCUGUGGCCCACUGGUCCACUGCUGUCGGUUUUAUGAUAAAGUUUAAGCUCAUGGUUAUGUUCAUGUACCCCAAACUGGGAAAUGCUUGUGCAGAAUUGUCGCUUGAAGCUGCCCCAGUAUUGUGACAAUAUUGCAGUGAUGCCCGCAAACCAAGCUUGCGACAGGCCAGCUAUCAAAUACCAUGUCUUCUUGCCACAGGCCUGACAGGCCUGGUCCUCUCCAAAACCCAACUCUGGAUGUACCAGAGGCAUUUGAAUGCUCAAAUCCUGGCACGAAAGAACCAGAAACACUUUCUAGUCCAACGACUGCGUAGGAAAUCCACACCUAAAGCAUCCAUUACAGCUGUCUAUCUAACCUGUUUAAAAACCUCCAGUGAAGGAGAUUGAAUGCUUCAAUUGUGAAAUCUAUUAUAAAAGCAAAUGCAUGUGCUCAAGGCUUUUUUGAAGCCUAUUAAGUUUGCACCUAUGAACCAGGUAACUAGAGAUGAUUUCUCUGCCUGAAACCCUGGAGAGAGGCAUUCCUGCCUGUCCAGCUUACAUUGCAAUAAACCUGACAGAUUUUAAGACUA
This is a messenger RNA of Sceloporus undulatus (fence lizard), 2795 nucleotides long. It is a transcript of the gene CHRM1, whose product is annotated as cholinergic receptor muscarinic 1. Gene Ontology annotation, cellular component: plasma membrane; dendrite; synapse. Gene Ontology annotation, biological process: adenylate cyclase-inhibiting G protein-coupled acetylcholine receptor signaling pathway; G protein-coupled receptor signaling pathway, coupled to cyclic nucleotide second messenger; chemical synaptic transmission. The transcript has 2 exons. Gene Ontology annotation, molecular function: G protein-coupled acetylcholine receptor activity; G protein-coupled serotonin receptor activity. NCBI's taxonomy places the organism in Eukaryota, Metazoa, Chordata, Lepidosauria, Squamata, Phrynosomatidae. The coding region runs from base 281 to 1825 and encodes 514 amino acids. The record is from RefSeq and is a predicted model, not a curated record.